Messenger RNA from Exophiala aquamarina CBS 119918, 1389 nucleotides. RefSeq lists its product as uncharacterized. Bases 1 to 1389 code for a protein of 462 amino acids. Gene Ontology annotation, cellular component: fungal-type vacuole membrane. The record is from RefSeq and is a predicted model, not a curated record. Lineage: Eukaryota; Fungi; Ascomycota; Eurotiomycetes; Chaetothyriales; Herpotrichiellaceae. Gene Ontology annotation, biological process: transmembrane transport. The transcript has 2 exons. Gene Ontology annotation, molecular function: transmembrane transporter activity.
AUGUCGCGCGAGCCAGAGAAAUCGGCAGAAGUCCCUAUCAGCAACAGCAUGCUGAAUCCCGAGCUUGAGAAACAAGAAGAACACGAUCUCAACGACCAGAGUCCUUCAGGGAAGACUUCCCGCGACCACAGCCCUCAGCCCGAGCCCGCCAAAGCGCCGUACAAUCCCUGGGCGGAUCCAGCUUCGUUUCCCGAUGGUGGAGGGCGUGCCUGGCUCACUGUAGCCGGUGCUGCAGCAUGUUUCUUUGUCUCCUGGGGAUGGAUCAACUGCGUGGGGAUUUUUCAGGAGUAUUACAUGCGGAAUCAACUGUCAGCAUACUCCGCUAGCACCAUUGCAUGGAUCCCGUCGGUGCAGACUUUCUUCAUGCUUUUCUCUGGGGUAUUCGCAGGCAAGAUAUUCGAUGAUUAUGGCCCCAAAUCCCUAUUGAUCAUCGGGACCUUCCUGCACGUCUUCGGCCUCAUGAUGGCCUCCAUCUCGAAGGAGUACUAUCAAUUCAUGCUCAGUCAAUCUGUCUGCUCUGCGAUCGGCUCGUCAUUUGUCUUUACCGCAGGAGUCUCUUCCGUCCCAACGUGGUUCUUCAAGAAGCGAGGCAUGGCCAUUGGUCUCGCUGCCUCAGGAAGUUCGCUGGGUGGAGUCCUGUUUCCUAUCAUCGUCAGUCGUAUGAUCCGUCAAACAAGCUUUGGCUGGACAAUGCGCACCUGUGCCUUCCUCGUCCUGGCUCUAUGUUCUUUCGGCAUCCUCACAGUCCGCAGCCGAAUCCCACCUACCAAACGCCCAGUCACUGUGAUGGCCUUCAUCCGUCCACUAGGCGAAAUGCCGAUGCUGCUCACCGUACUGGCCACAUUCGUCUUCUACUGGGGAAUGUUUCCAAUCUUCAGCUUUAUAACGGUGGUGGCUAACGGACGCGGCAUGUCGCUCGGACUGUCUCAAUACCUCGUUUCAGUCCUCAACGCGGGAUCUGUGUUUGGUCGAACAUUGCCUGGAAUACUUGGCGACAAGAUUGGUCGGUUCAACGUCAUGAAUAUGUUCUGCCUCCUCACUGCCAUUCUCAUUUUGGGCCUUUGGAUCCCUGCCGACUCGAAUGCAGGCCAGUUGGUGUUUGCUCCCCUGUUCGGCUUCAGCUCCGGCGCUGCCAUCGGCCUGACACCGGCUCUGCUGGCACAGAUUUCACCUAUCAGAGAGAUCGGCAUCCGGACAGGGACCGCAUUUGCUGCAGGCUCGAUUGCAGCACUGACUGGUGCUCCGAUCGGCGGCGCACUGAUAGCUCGUGACAAUGGCGGCUUUCUCUACCUUCAGCUAUUCAGUGGCUGCACUUGUCUUCUUGGCUGUUUCAUUUUGAUGCUUGCGAGGAUCAACGUUGGAGGGACAGGCCUAAUGACAAAGGUCUGA